This is a messenger RNA of Falco peregrinus (peregrine falcon), 2058 nucleotides long. RefSeq names its product calpain-13. The record is from RefSeq and is a predicted model, not a curated record. Gene Ontology annotation, cellular component: cytoplasm. The transcript is spliced from 20 exons. Lineage: Eukaryota; Metazoa; Chordata; Aves; Falconiformes; Falconidae. The coding region runs from base 1 to 2058 and encodes 685 amino acids. Gene Ontology annotation, molecular function: calcium ion binding; calcium-dependent cysteine-type endopeptidase activity. Gene Ontology annotation, biological process: proteolysis.
AUGCUCGCCCCCGGCUCUGCUGUGACGUUAGAACAGGGCUGGCAAACAACAAGGGCAAUGGGAAGCCACCAGAAUGUGAAGAAAUUUAAUAAUCAGGACUUCAACCGCCUGCAAGCCUUCUGCCUGAGCCAAGGACUGCUUUUUGAGGAUACCACCUUCCCUGCUCACGUCAGCUCCAUUGGUCCCGACCUGCUCCCACAGGAUACGCUGUAUCAAAUACAAUGGAAGAGGCCAACUGAACUUCUGAGAAAUCCUUGUUUGAUCAUGGAUGGAGUUAGCAGAUUUGAUAUCAUGCAAGGAGAAAUAGGUGACUGCUGGAUGCUGGCUGCCCUGGGCUCCCUGACACUGCGGAAGCAAUUUGUGGAAAAUGUUUUACCAAGGGACCAAGGAUUCCAGGAAGAUUAUGCUGGGAUUUUUCACUUCCGGUUCUGGCAAUAUGGAGACUGGGUGGAUGUAGUGAUAGAUGACCGGUUGCCAUUCCUAAACGGAAGAUACCUGUCUGUACACCCUCGAACAUCAAAUGAAUUCUGGCCGUCCUUGCUGGAAAAAGCAUAUGCCAAAUUGCAGGGCUCCUACCAGAACUUGCAUGGAGGCUACAUUUCUGAUGCUUUAGUAGACCUCACAGGUGGAGUCCAAAUGCAGUUUUCAUUGAAGGAUCCCCCUCCUGAUCUGGAGGAGAUACUGGAAGCAGCUGACAAAUCUCAGUGCCUGAUGGGGUGUAGCACCUCAGGCCAGCUGAGAAGGAACAUAGAGCUGAGGAAUGGGAUUGUACAGGGUCAUGCUUACACUGUCACAGGAGCUGCAAAGAUACGCUACAAGAAUGGCUGGAAACAUAUCAUCAGAAUCUGGAAUCCAUGGGGCCAUGGGGAGUGGAAGGGGCCCUGGAGUGAUGGCUCUCCUCAGUGGGACCAUGUUGAGCCUCAAUGCAGAGAAGCUCUCCUCAGAAAUAAGGACGAUGGAGAAUUCUGGAUGUCCUGUGAAAACUUCCAGGAGCAGUUUUCCUGGCUGUAUAUAUGUAACAGCACCCCAACGUUUUUGGACUUUGGAGAUCAGCACUGCACAACAUGGUCUGUAGAGAGGCACAUCAGCCUGUGGAGCCCGGUCCUUGUCACCGGCAGGAACAACUAUUCCCCAGCAGGUGCAGUUUCAACAAACCCUCAGUAUUUUUUCAAAGUACCAGAUUAUGACCCAAAAUCCUAUAAUGUAGUCAUUUCGCUUAUGCAAAAACAUGCCAAGGAUAUGAAGGGUGCAAAAAUCCUGAAGAUUGGCUUUUUUAUCACCACGGAGAACUCCAGAGUCCUGAAACAGAAUUUUUCCCUGAUUCGAGAUGUGACCAGCUGCUUUAUCUUGAGCCCAGGAACCUAUGCUGUUGUUCCUUCUACAACAGAGGACCAAGAAUUUGAAUUUCUCUUACGAAUUUUCAUGAAGAACCAAGGCGACAAUGAGAUCACAAACUCCCUGCCCAGCCCAGCGUUGCCUAUGGAUGUACCAAGACAGAACCAGGAUAGUUCCUACAAGGCUGUCUUCCUAAGAUACGCGAAGCAGGGCUCAACUAUUGAUGCCUUGCAGCUGCAACAACUCCUUAAUGAAGUGAUCCUGCAAGAUGAAACAACCAGCCUGGGAGGAGGGUUCAGCUUCGAUUCAUGCAGAGGCAUUUUAGCUCUGAUGGAUUUCAGCUCAAAUGGACAACUCACACUGCAGGAGUUCAGGAGCCUCUGGCGAAGUCUCACUAAGUACAUGGAUAUCUUCAGCAGAGCAGACAGAAAUCAUUCUGGAUUUCUUGAUGUGUAUGAACUGAAAAGUGCGAUACAGGCAGCAGUGUGUCCCCACAGUGCUGCUGUUCCUCUUCCCUCCGCAGGUCUGGUCACUGACGAGCAGCUCCUGCGCCUGUUGGCCUUACGGUAUGGUGAUGCUGCCAGGAGAAUUGGCUUUUCUGACUUCGCGUGCUGCAUGCUGCGCCUUGAAACCAUGACCCAUGCAUUUCAAAACUUAGCGGAGGGCAGAUCACAAAUUUUGGUGACAGCAAUGGAGUGGCUGACUCUUGUCAUGUACACUUAA